AUGGCAUCUGCUCUGAAAGAGUCGGUUCCAAGAGACAGGUGGUGGGAGUGGAGAUGGUUCUCGCCAGAUGACACGAAGGAGGAGAGGCGUCUCAUCACGAAGAUUGACCUUCUCUUGGUACCCUACUCGGUCCUCGGCUAUUGGGUCAAAUAUGUCGAUCAAUCCAAUUUGAACAAUGCCUACGUCGCCGGCAUGAAGGAGGACCUCGGGUUUUACGGAAAUGAGCUUGUUCAGUUACAAACGCUGUUCACUCUUGGAUCGGUCUUGGGCCAGAUCCCUUUCCUAUUCAUCAUGACCUAUGUCCCAAUCCAAUAUCUCAUCCCAAUUUGCGACGUCCUGUGGGGAGUUUUCACGCUUCUACAGUAUCGCGUCCACUCUUACGCAGAACUGGCCGCUUACAGAUUCAUGGUCGGAUGGUUCGAAGCCGCGUUCUUCCCAGCAAUGCAUUACGUAUUCGGCCACGAAAUUGCUCGUCGCGGCGGUAUCUUCUAUACCGGUCUUGCUGCCGGCACAUUGACAGCCGGUCUUAUCCAGGCCGGCGCAUCAAGCUCGCUUGAAGGAGUUCACGGCAUGGAAGGCUGGCGAUGGAUGUACAUCAUCUGUGCGCUUAUCACCAUCCCCGUCGGUAUUUUCGGCUUCUUCGUAAUCCCCGGUACCAUAGACCAGCCCAACAGGUGGUGCGUCAACGACAAGGAAAUCGAGACCGCCCGCGAACGCCUCGAGAAACACGGCCACGUCUUGCACGGCAAGAUGAAGUUUGGCCACAUCAAGCGCACACUUCUCGGCUUCCGCUCCUGGCUCGUCAUCACGACCGACGUCCUCUUCUGGAACGCGGGCAUCCACAAAAACACGGGCUCCUACCUCCUCUGGAUCAAAAGUCUUGGACGCUACAGCGCUGCCCGCAUCAACGAGUUGGGCACGAUCUCCCCCGCUCUGGGGAUCGCCUACACGCUCAUCGCUUGCUUCGCUUCGGAUAUGUUCCUUGGUCCGACCUGGUCGAUCACGAUAUGCUCGGUCCUCAACGCCAUCGGUCUCAUCUUCCUAACGAUAUGGACUGUCCCCGAGGGUGGUCUCUGGUUCGGGUUCGCGACCAUGUAUUGGUCCAAUGCUCUGUCUUCUGUGUUCCAUGGAUGGGUCAACAACCUGCUGCGAGACAGCCCCGAGGAACGGAGCUUCACUUUGGUUCUUAUUAAUUUGCUGUCGCAAAGCUCGACGGCAUGGACGCCCUUGCUUACUUUCCCGACGGUCGAGUCACCAAGGUACAGGAAGGGCUUCUCGUUCUGCCUGGGAUGCGCAGUCGCGUUGAUUGUCUUCACCUGGAUCAUGCACUACUAUCUGAAAAGGGACAAGAAGCACGACACUGGGUCCACAGAUGAGGAGACGAGCACCCAGUCCGAAGUUGGUGUGGUGUCUUCAGUAGAAUUGAAAGGUCAAAGCGACCUGGACGCUAGAGACGACGAUCCGGCUGCUGUAAGGGUCAACAAGGAGACAGGCGAUGACAAGAUCACAGCAAUUUGA
Molecule: messenger RNA, 1518 nt
Organism: Colletotrichum lupini
Lineage: Eukaryota; Fungi; Ascomycota; Sordariomycetes; Glomerellales; Glomerellaceae
Product: major facilitator superfamily transporter
Exons: 5
Coding region: 1-1518 (505 amino acids)
Biological process (GO): transmembrane transport
Cellular component (GO): membrane
Molecular function (GO): transmembrane transporter activity
Source: RefSeq, a predicted model, not a curated record